Haemonchus placei is the source of this 1659-nucleotide messenger RNA. Lineage: Eukaryota; Metazoa; Nematoda; Chromadorea; Rhabditida; Trichostrongylidae. The record is from the annotation of a GenBank genome assembly.
AUGUCUAAAAAAGCUAUCAAUGUGCGCGUCACGACCAUGGAUGCCGAACUGGAGUUCGCCAUCCAGUCGAAUACCACCGGCAAGCAAUUAUUCGAUCAGGUUGUCAAAACUAUCGGUCUCAGAGAGAUAUGGUACUUUGGACUUCAGUACACCGACACUAAAGGAUUUCCAACAUGGUUGAAAUUGAACAAGAAAGUGCUUUCCCAAGACGUCAAAAAGGACUCCACACUCAUGUUCAAGUUCCGUGCCAAGUUUUAUCCUGAGGAUGUUGGAGAGGAGAUCAUACAGGACGUUACUAUGCGUUUAUUCUACUUGCAAGUGAAAGAUGCCAUAUUAUCGGACGAAGUGUACUGUUCUCCUGAAACGUCAGUGUUGUUGGCUUCCUUCGCUAUGCAGGCAAAAUACGGAGACUACCAACCGGAAACACACAAACCUGGCUGUCUCACUGCGGAUAGACUCCUUCCACAACGAGUAGCUGGUCAAUUCAAGAUGAGUUCCGACGAAUGGGAAAAGCGAAUAAUGACAUGGUGGGCAGACCACAAAGGAACUAGUCGUGAACAAGCUAUGGCUGAGUAUCUUAAACUGGCACAGGACCUCGAAAUGUACGGCGUCAAUUACUUCGAAAUCAAAAACAAGAAAGGAACAGAGCUAUAUCUCGGUGUCGAUGCUCUAGGGCUCAACAUCUACGAAAAAUCGGAUAAGUUGUCUCCAAAGGUCGGCUUCCCGUGGUCUGAGAUACGCAACAUCUCGUUCAAUGACAAGAAGUUCGUCAUCAAGCCAAUCGACAGAAAAGCGAACGACUUCGUAUUUUACGCUCCACGAUUGCGCAUCAACAAACGUAUUCUUGCGCUAUGUAUGGGCAAUCAUGAACUGUACAUGCGUCGUCGCAAGCCUGAUACCAUCGAGGUUAGCGCUUUCAUACAUAAUGCGUUGGCAGCCAGUCAUUUCUGCAUUUUGUUGCAAAAAUUUUUCGAAAUGUCUGCACGCGAGCAAGCCGAAGCCCGUCAGCGUGAGGCUGAGGAUCGCAUGCGACGUAUGGCAGAAGAUAUGGAGCGAGCUAAGCGAGAACUCCUCGAGGCUCAAAACACCAUUCACAAUCUCGAAAUGCAGCUUAGACAGUUACAGCUGGCAAAAGAGGCACUCGAGAAUAAGGAGAUGGAGCUCCGUGAACUUACUUCUCAGCUGCAAUCCGAAAAGAUGAUGAGCGACGAGGAAAGGCGAAGACUUCGUGAGGAAGUCGCCAUUCGUGAAUCAGAGGUUAACGCUAUGCGCACUGAAGUUCAACGUCAGACAGAAGUCACCCAUCGCCUUCAAGACGAAAUUGAGUCGCACACCUCGGUCAUCAAUCACACCACUCACUAUUCACUUUUUGAUGAGUUAGACUUUGUUGUGUUUGCAGAGCUCACUAAUGACGCUGAUCAACACGUUCCGCAAAGAGAAUUGGAGCGAACUACAGCUGCCGAACAGAACCAGAGCAUAAAGUCGAAGCUUGAGAUGCUGACCCGUGAGUUGGAAGUGGUGAAGGAUGAACGCGCUGUCACAGAUUACGAUGUUCUGCACAUGGAGAACAAACGUGCGGGUAGGGACAAAUACAAGACGUUGCGUCAGAUCCGUGGCGGCAACACGAAACGGCGAAUCGAUCAAUACGAAAACAUGUAA